CAGAAAUAAUAUAUAAAUAGGAUAAGAAAUAAAUAAAAAGUGGAUAAAUAAAAUGAAAAAGAAACUCUCCGGCGGGGAAUCGAACCCCGGUCUCCCGCGUGACAGGCGGGGAUACUUACCACUAUACUACCGAAGAUGUGGUAACCUUUUUGAAAUUAAGCAUUAGCUCUUUCUAUGUACAUAUAGUAAAAAAAUUAUCGUAAUUUUUUUUCAUAGAUAGGUAUUUAAAAUGUAUAUAUUUAAAUCAAUAUUAUUUCGAAUAAAUAACAAGUUUCAAUAUUUGACAGAGAAACCAAUGAGGCAAUGAAGUGCACCAUAAUUUUGUCGGAAAACAAUGCAACUUGUUGUGAGACCGGUUUCGAAACGUCACCCUAUCUGUCAAAUCAAACAGAAAUGACGCCGACUCCGUGUCGAGUCCAAGUUUUAAGUUUUAUGCAGUCAUAGCAAGAAAUAUGAGUGAAAAAUUAAAGGAAUUACGCGAGCGCUCUCAAAAGAGAAAGAAACUUUUAGCACAAACUCUUGGUGUUUCGAGUGUGAGUGAGCUGCGACAGGCUCUAGGGACAUCUAGCGAUGUGCCGGCGAAGAAGCUGGCGGUGUCGGAAGGCACGGAGGACAAGCCAAGCAGCAAGGAACAACCCGAUGGCUUGGUGUAUACAGACUCUUCCACUUUUCUUAAGGGCACCCAGUCCUCCAACCCCCACAAUGACUACUGCCAGCACUUCGUAGACACUGGCCAGCGGCCACAGAACUUCAUUCGAGAUGUGGGGCUCGCAGACCGAUUUGAGGAGUACCCGAAGCUGCGGGAACUCAUCAAGUUGAAAGAUGACUUGAUUGCUCAGACAGCCACGCCGCCUAUGUACUUGAAGUGUGAUUUAAAGACAUUUGACUUAAAACAGAUGGGCAGCAAAUUUGACGUGGUACUAGUAGAACCUCCGCUGGGUGCUGGCUGGCGUUGGCCUGACGUACUGGCCUUGGACCUGCAGCAGAUAGCUCAGCCUCGGUCCUUCGUGUUCCUGUGGUGCGGGAGCUCGGAAGGACUGGACAUGGGUCGCGAAUGCCUCAAGAAAUGGGGUUUCCGGCGCUGCGAGGAUAUCUGCUGGAUCAAAACCAACAUCAACAAUCCCGGGCACUCCAAGAACCUGGAACACAAUGCUGUGUUCCAACGCACCAAGGAACACUGCCUCAUGGGCAUCAAGGGCACCGUCCGGAGGUCUUCAGAUGGAGACUUUAUCCAUGCUAAUGUGGAUAUUGAUCUGAUUAUAUCGGAGGACCCAGAGUUCGGGAGUACGGAGAAGCCUAUUGAGAUAUUUCACAUUAUGGAACAUUUUUGUUUGGGACGGAGAAGAAUCCACCUAUUCGGGCGCGACUCGACCAUCCGGCCGGGCUGGGUGACGCUGGGGCACGAGCUCACCAACUCCAACUUCAACGCGGAGCUGUACGCGGCCAACUUCGCGGACGGCCGCGACUCCACGGGCUGCACGGAGCGCAUCGAGGCGCUGCGCCCCAAGAGCCCGCCCAACACCAGCAAGGCGAGGCCGAGGGGCCGCGGCGGCUUCCGGGGCCGAGGCCGGGGCCGCGGCGCUCUGUAGGCUGGA
Cydia pomonella (codling moth) is the source of this 1595-nucleotide messenger RNA. RefSeq names its product N6-adenosine-methyltransferase non-catalytic subunit (gene Mettl14). NCBI's taxonomy places the organism in Eukaryota, Metazoa, Arthropoda, Insecta, Lepidoptera, Tortricidae. The transcript is spliced from 6 exons. The record is from RefSeq and is a predicted model, not a curated record. Gene Ontology annotation, molecular function: mRNA binding. The coding region runs from base 453 to 1589 and encodes 378 amino acids. Gene Ontology annotation, cellular component: nucleus; RNA N6-methyladenosine methyltransferase complex.